Molecule: messenger RNA, 1730 nt
Organism: Drosophila novamexicana
Lineage: Eukaryota; Metazoa; Arthropoda; Insecta; Diptera; Drosophilidae
Product: venom serine carboxypeptidase-like
Exons: 1
Coding region: 182-1627 (481 amino acids)
Biological process (GO): proteolysis
Molecular function (GO): serine-type carboxypeptidase activity
Source: RefSeq, a predicted model, not a curated record
ACCGCUAUUAAAUAUUGAGUCUGUAUGUUGAAUCGAACGAGUAACAUUUGCGCAAAUUCUCUAAACUAAACUAAAUUAAAUUGAAAAACUCAGCAGUACGACUUGGUGACUAACGCACCACCCAAUAUUCAAUUACGCGCACCAACCGCAGUGGCAGCAACUGGAGAACUCUUGUUGCACAAUGGAACUUGUAAAUCAUGGCUUAUUUAUAAUUAUCACAGCUGUUGUGUGUGCCGCAGAACAUGAGGAACGCGAAUUGCCUUAUCGACACAGCUUUUUAAAUCCAUACCCACGAUUCAGUUCCCACAAUGACAGCAUUGAUCCUGGCGAGCCGCUAUUCCUGACGCCCCUUCUGAACAAUGAGUCCAUAUCCAGGCAGGAGGUCCGGGAUAUGGCGCGCGUUACGGGUCCACAGUUUCUAGGAGUGGAGAGCUAUUCGGGCUAUCUGACCGUCGACGAGGCUUACGAUUCGAAUAUGUUUUUCUGGUAUUUCCCCGCCGAGCAGGAUCCGGAGCAUGCGCCAGUUCUCCUAUGGCUACAAGGAGGACCCGGCGCCUCCUCCCUCAUAGGCUUGUUCAUGGAGAACGGCCCACUCAGAGUUAUUACUCAAGACAAGCUGCAAAGGACGAAAUACAGCUGGAGCAGAACACACAAUCUGAUCUAUAUCGAUAAUCCUGUGGGUACGGGCUUCAGCUUUACGUGCCAUGCGGAGGGCUACGCACGCAACGAAUGCGAUGUGGGACGAAAUCUGCACGAGGCAGUCAUCCAGCUGUACAAACUGUUCGAGUGGAGCAAUUCCUCUGGCUUCUGGAUCGCAGGCGAGUCGUAUGCCGGCAAAUAUGUGCCCGCCCUGGCCUAUCACAUACACAAUUCUCAGUCCGGACAUGAGGGUCACGAUCGUAUACCGCUUAAGGGCUUAGCUAUUGGCAAUGGUCUGUCCGACCCGCUGCAUCAGCUUAAAUACGGCGACUAUCUCUAUCAGUUGGGCUUGAUCGAUGAGAACGGCCUGGAAAGGUUCCAUUGCGCCGAGGCAGCGGGAAGGGCCUGUAUUAGGCAACAGGACAUGGACUGCGCCUUUGAGAUAUUCGAUUCCCUGAUUCUGGGCGAUUUGCCAAGUGGUUCCCUUUUCAAAAACUUGACGGGCUAUCAAUGGUAUUACAAUUACUUGCAGGCCCAUGACGAGGACUUCGUCUCCAAGCUGGGCAACUUUCUGCAGGCAGGUGUCACUCGCCGUGCCAUCCAUGUGGGCAACAAGCCGUUCCACGACAUGGGCAAGGAGAAUCAAGUGAAGAAGUUCCUGAAAGAGGAUCUCAUGGACAGUGUGGCGCCCUGGAUAGAAGAGCUCCUCAAAUACUAUACCGUCUGCAUAUACAGUGGCCAACUGGAUAUUAUAGUCGCCUACCCAUUGGUACGAAAUUAUUUGAAAACCCUAAAGUUCCCGGGCUCUGAUCGCUAUAAGACCGCACCCCGUAAAAUCUGGAGAGUUGACGGGGAAUUGGCCGGGUACAUGAAGCAAGCCGGCAAUUUGGUUGAAAUAUUAAUACGGAAUGCUGGUCACAUGGCCCCGCUGGAUCAGCCCAAGUGGGUAUACGAGAUGAUUAACCAUUUGACUCAUUACACUCGUUAAAGUUGGUAUUUACGUCUUGUAAAUUGAUGUUUUACGAUGAAGGUAGCAAACUUAUUUUAGAAUAGUUUAAGUGUAUGUCAAAAAUGCAUAUAUUUAUACUUUG